Triticum turgidum subsp. durum (durum wheat) is the source of this 1851-nucleotide messenger RNA. NCBI's taxonomy places the organism in Eukaryota, Viridiplantae, Streptophyta, Magnoliopsida, Poales, Poaceae. The record is from the annotation of a GenBank genome assembly.
AUGGCCGCCAACCCCCGGAGCGGGACCAAGAGGCUGACCGGCGGCGGCCAUGGGGGCGCCGCGGCCCUCCUCCUCCUCCUCUGCUGCACCGCGUCCAUGGCGCUCACCCCGGACGGGGAGGCGCUGCUGGAGCUGAAGCUGGCCUUCAACGCCACGGCGGGGCAGCGGCUGGGCAGCUGGCGGGCCGCCGACCCCAACCCCUGCGGCUGGGAGGGCGUCUCCUGCUCCUUCCCGGACCUCAGGGUCCAGGCCAUAAAUCUGCCGUAUAUGCAGCUCGGAGGCAUCAUCUCGCCCAGCAUCGGCAGGCUCACCAAGCUGCAGAGACUAGCUCUGCACCAGAACAGCCUGCACGGCCCCAUCCCCGCCGAGAUCAGGAGCUGCACCGAGCUCAGAGCCAUUUACCUGAGAGCCAACUACCUGCAAGGCGGCAUCCCGCCGGGGAUCGGCGACCUCACUCACCUCACCAUCCUGGACCUGUCCAGCAAUCUGCUGCGGGGCGCGAUACCGGCGACGAUCGGGAGCCUAACUCAUCUGCGGUUCCUGAACCUCUCCACCAACUUCUUCUCGGGAGAGAUCCCGAAUGUCGGCGUCCUCGGAACCUUCAAGAGCAGCUCGUAUGUCGGAAAUCUGGAGCUUUGUGGGCUGCCCAUACAGAAAGGUUGCCGCGGAACCCUUGGGUUCCCUGCGGUGCUGCCGCACUCUGACCCCCUCUCCUCCUCUGGUGUUUCUCCAAUCACCAACAAUAACAAAACUUCACACUUUCUGAAUGGUGUUGUGAUCGGUUCAAUGUCAACCAUGGCCGUCGCGCUGGUCGCGGUGCUCGGCUUCCUCUGGGUAUGCUUGCUGUCCAGGAAGAAGAAUGGUGUCAACUAUGAGAAAAUGGACAAGCAAACUGUCCCGGAUGGUGCAAAGCUUGUGACAUACCAAUGGAACCUUCCGUAUUCGUCGGGAGAGAUCAUUAGAAGGCUGGAGCUGCUCGACGAAGAGGAUGUGGUUGGUUGCGGCGGGUUUGGUACGGUGUACAAGAUGGUGAUGGAUGAUGGCACGGCGUUUGCCGUCAAGAGGAUUGACCUCAACCGAGAGAGGCGAGACAAGACUUUCGAGAAGGAGCUCGAGAUCCUGGGCAGCAUUAGGCAUAUCAACCUUGUCAAUCUGCGAGGAUACUGCCGGCUCUCCACGGCCAAACUGCUCAUAUAUGAUUUCAUGGAGCUGGGCAGCUUGGACAGCUACCUCCAUGGUGAUGCGCAGGAGGAUCAGCCAUUGAACUGGAAUGCGCGUAUGAAGAUCGCCCUGGGCUCCGCUCGAGGGCUGGCGUAUUUGCACCACGAUUGCUCACCGGGGAUCGUCCACCGGGACAUCAAAGCAAGCAACAUCCUUCUGGACAGAUGCUUGGAGCCGCGCGUGUCUGAUUUCGGCCUCGCGAGGCUGCUGGUGGACAACGAGACCCAUGUUACCACUGUCGUGGCGGGUACCUUUGGGUACCUAGCACCAGAGUACCUGCAAAACGGGCACUCGACCGAGAAAUCAGACGUGUAUAGCUUCGGGGUGCUUUUGCUGGAGCUGGUGACCGGAAAGCGGCCUACGGAUUCUUGCUUCCUCAACAAGGGCCUCAACAUCGUCGGCUGGCUGAACACGCUGAGCGGGGAGCACCGGCUGGAGGAGAUAUUGGACUCGCGGUCGGGCGACGCGGAGGUGGAGGCGGUGGAGGGGAUCCUGGACAUCGCGGCCAUGUGCACGGACGCGGACCCGGGGCAGCGGCCGUCGAUGGGGGCGGUGCUCAAGAUGCUGGAGGAGGAGAUCCUGUCGCCCUGCCUCAGCGAGCUCUACUACGAGCAGCACCUGGAGCUCUGA